This is a messenger RNA of Acomys russatus (golden spiny mouse), 1895 nucleotides long. It is a transcript of the gene Gipr, whose product is annotated as gastric inhibitory polypeptide receptor. Gene Ontology annotation, biological process: cell surface receptor signaling pathway; adenylate cyclase-modulating G protein-coupled receptor signaling pathway. Gene Ontology annotation, cellular component: plasma membrane. NCBI's taxonomy places the organism in Eukaryota, Metazoa, Chordata, Mammalia, Rodentia, Muridae. The record is from RefSeq and is a predicted model, not a curated record. Gene Ontology annotation, molecular function: peptide hormone binding; gastric inhibitory peptide receptor activity; G protein-coupled peptide receptor activity. The coding region runs from base 429 to 1808 and encodes 459 amino acids. The transcript has 13 exons.
GUUCCCUUUGAGGGUUGACUGACGGUUUCUAUUCCCCCCCUCUCCGAGGAGGUCCCGGGUUCCCAAGAGUCUCUCCAGUCUAGCUUCUGGGUGAUAGUGACGCCUCUGCCCUUCACAGCUCUAGGGCAACAAGCCCCUCAGCAAACACCCCUCCCUUCCACCUUGGCUGCCUCAGCAACACUUAGGAGGGCCUGGGAACCGCUUAGCUGAUCCCAGGCCCCACUUAACCACUGGAGGCCGCGCCUAGUCCUGCUCCACCCCGCGGGAAAUGGGGGCGUGGCCCCUCCGACGCUAGGUGCAUCUGGCAGGUGAGCACUGACUGAGGCUGAAUGGAGCUCAAGUGUUGAUUCCGCCCCUGGGACCCUCCAGCUCAACUGCCUCGAAUAGCCGGAGUCGGCCUGAGUCUCUCCAUCACUAGCUCUCCAAGGAUGCCCCUGCGGCGGCUGCUUCUGCUUUUGUGGCUUCUGCCACUCGAGAGGGCGGAGACAGACUCUCAGGGGCAGACGACCGGGGAGCUGUACCAGAGCUGGGAGCGCUACCGCCAGAAGUGUCAGAAGGCCCUGGAGGUCGCAGACCCUCCCUCAGGCCUGGCUUGUAACGGAUCCUUCGAUAUGUACGUCUGUUGGAACUACACGGAGGCCAACACUACCGCUCGGGUGUCCUGCCCCUGGUAUCUGCCUUGGCACCGCCACGUGGCUGCAGGCUUCGUGUUCCGCCAGUGUGACAGCGAUGGCCAGUGGGGUACUUGGAGAGAUCACACUCAGUGUGAAAAUCCAGAAAAGAACGGGGCCUUUCAGGACCAAAAGCUGAUCCUGGAGCGCCUGCAGAUCAUGUAUACAGUCGGCUACUCCCUGUCCCUGGCCACUCUGCUGCUAGCCUUGCUCAUCUUAAGUUUGUUCAGGCGGCUGCACUGCACCCGUAAUUACAUUCACAUGAACCUGUUCACGUCUUUCAUGCUGCGGGCAGCGGCCAUCCUCACCAGAGACCGGCUGCUGCCUCCACUGGGCCCCUACACGGAGGACCAGACUCCUACCCUGUGGAAUCAGGCCCUAGCUGCCUGCCGCACGGCCCAGAUAGUGACCCAGUACUGUGUGGGUGCCAACUACACCUGGCUGCUGGUGGAGGGUGUGUACUUGCACCAUCUGCUGGUGAUCGUGGGAGGCUCAGAAAAGGGCCACUUCCGCUGCUAUCUGCUUCUUGGCUGGGGGGCCCCCGCGCUUUUCGUCAUUCCCUGGGUGAUCGUCAGGUACCUGUACGAGGACACACAGUGCUGGGAGCGCAACGACGUCAAAGCCAUUUGGUGGAUCAUUCGCACCCCGAUCCUAAUAACCAUCUUGAUCAAUUUCCUCAUCUUCAUCCGCAUCCUUAGUAUCCUUGUGUCAAAGCUGAGGACGCGGCAGAUGCGCUGCCCCGACUACCGACUAAGGCUGGCUCGCUCCACGCUGACGCUGGUGCCCCUGUUGGGGGUCCACGAGGUGGUGUUUGCUCCUGUGACGGAGGAACAGGCUGAAGGCGCCCUACGCUUCGCCAAACUGGCCUUUGAAAUCUUCCUAAGUUCCUUCCAGGGGUUCCUGGUGAGCGUGCUCUACUGCUUCAUCAACAAAGAGGUGCAGUCGGAGAUCCGCCGGGCUUGGCGCCACCGCCGCCUGCGUCUCAGCCUCCGCGAGGAGCGUCCCGGUGCGCACGUGGAGCUCGGACCCCCGGCCGUGCCCUCGGGCUCUGCCCCCCGGGAGGCCACCCUCGGCAACGCCUUGCCCUCUGGGAUGCUGCAUGUACCUGGGGAUGAGGUCUUAGAAAGCUACUGCUAGGUAACGGGACCCCUGUGUCUGUACAGUUAGCAUGUAUUGAGUGCCUACUGUGUACCAGUCUCAGUGUGGGGAAUGCUGGGGAAACGG